This is a messenger RNA of Paramecium tetraurelia, 456 nucleotides long. RefSeq lists its product as uncharacterized. The record is from RefSeq and is a predicted model, not a curated record. The transcript has a single exon. NCBI's taxonomy places the organism in Eukaryota, Ciliophora, Oligohymenophorea, Peniculida, Parameciidae.
AUGAAGACUAAUAAAAAGAGUUGUUUGUUUUCAGAGUUCUGCUUAAUAAGUGCCACGAUAAGCCACAUCACUUCACGAGUCCGGUAUCCUUCCGCCGCUCAUAGCGAUCCCUAUUGCUUGCUCUGUUUCCAGCCUAAGCCAUUGCGAGAUUCUUCAACACUAGUGAAACCCUCAUUACUGAUGGAUCCCACAAGUGACUACGAGCUCGGUUAGGGCGGUGACUCUUAACGAAAUGACUCAGCGAGCUCUCAGAUGACAGCUUAUCAAACAUCCUCUUACAACCCACAUAAAGUGACAGCCAAGUUGCCCCAGCCUGGGUUAAUCAAUUACACUUUAAUCUUUAUUUAUUACGUGUUUAAUUUUUUUUAUUAAUUUAUGGGUUUUGCUAAUUCAUUAACACUAAUGAUCAUUAAUUCAAGUGUUUGGAUUUUACUUAAAAUACAAAGAAGUAUAUGA